Messenger RNA from Pistacia vera, 2279 nucleotides. Its product is annotated as probable cyclic nucleotide-gated ion channel 16. Bases 171 to 2279 code for a protein of 702 amino acids. Lineage: Eukaryota; Viridiplantae; Streptophyta; Magnoliopsida; Sapindales; Anacardiaceae. Gene Ontology annotation, biological process: transmembrane transport; monoatomic ion transport. The transcript has 7 exons. Gene Ontology annotation, cellular component: membrane. The record is from RefSeq and is a predicted model, not a curated record. Gene Ontology annotation, molecular function: monoatomic ion channel activity.
UCUCCAGAAAUCUCGCAAUGCAAAUUGAAACCAACAACAUCCAUGAUGGAUCCAGAAGCCAUGUGUGCAGUAGAUUAAUGUUCUUGUACAAUUUCUCUCUGGUUUGAUCGUUUAAUCACAAGAGCUUUCCUCUUCAGUGAUUUCCACAUAAAUAAUGACGGUGAAGCAAGAUGAAUAAUAACAUAAGCUUGUACAAUUUGCACAAGACCUUCUCCCUCCGCCGAGCCAACGCGUCCUGGUGGAACCGAGUCCACGACCCACAAAGCGACUUUAUCACAAAAUGGAACCAUUUUUUUCUGGUGAUUUGCCUUGUAGCGUUGUAUUUAGACCCUCUGUAUCUUUUCUACCCCAUUAUCCGCAACGAUUGCUUGACCAUCGAUCUCAAUUUAGGCAUCGUGGUUACCUUCUUUAGGACAGUGACGGACGCAUUCUUUCUCUCGCACAUUUUUAUCAAGUUCAGAACAGCAUUUGUGGCACCCAGUUCCAGGGUUUUUGGCAGGGGAGAGCUCGUCAAGGAUCCAAAAAAGAUUGCCAGCCGCUACUUGAAGUCUGAAUUUGCUAUGGAUUUAGCAGCUGCACUUCCUCUCCCACAGCUUGUCAUCUGGUUCGUAAUUCCAGUACUCAAAUAUACAACAGCUGAAUAUGCCAACCACACUCUUUCUCUCAUUGUUCUGAUUCAAUAUGUUCCCCGAAUUUCAAUUAUAUUCCCUCUUAACAGACGGAUUAUUAAAACGGCUGGAAUUGUGGCCAAAAGUCCGUGGUCAGGCUCUGUUUACAAUCUCCUCAUGUACAUGCUUAUGAGCCAUCUUCUUGGAGCUGUAUGGUAUUUGUUUUCUAUGCAGCGGCAGUAUGAGUGCUGGUCUAUCGAAUGUCAAAAGGAGAGUAAUAUCACCAACGCUCAGCCUUGUAUUGCUUCUUUUCUUGACUGUGAAACUAAGGACAAACAUAAACGCGAAGCUUGGUUUAAGGCCACCAUGGUGCUCCGCAAUUGUGAUGCUAAAGAUGAUGAUAAGUUUCAGUUCGGAAUAUACGCUGAUGCUUUUACUAAUGAUGUUGCUGAAUCAACUUUCUUUAAAAAAUAUUUCUAUUGCCUCUGGUGGGGUUUAAAAACGCUAAGUUGCUAUGGGCAGAAUCUUGAGACGAGUACUUAUGUUGGUGAAACAAUAUUCAGCAUUGUUGUCUGCAUUGGUGGUCUAAUUCUGUUCUCACAUCUCAUAGGCAAAAUGCAGACGUAUUUGCAAUCCACAAACGCUAGACUAGAGGAGUGGAGGGUUAGAAGAAAAGAUACAGAAGAGUGGAUGAGGCACCGGCAAUUGCCCCAAGAGCUGCAAGAACGGGUACGCCGGUUUGUGCAAUACAAAUGGCUAGCCACAAGAGGAGCUGAUGAAGAAUCCAUUUUGGGCUCUUUACCUUUGGAUCUUAGGCGUCAAAUUCAGAGGCAUCUCUGUCUAGCUUUUGUUCAACGUGUUCCAUUUUUUGCACAAAUGGAUCCGCAGCUCUUAGAUGCCAUAUGUGAACGUCUCUACUCAUCCUUGAAUACCAGAGACACCUUCCUUAUUCGAGAAGGCGAUCCGGUGAGCGAGAUGCUCUUCAUCAUUAGAGGUCAAGUAGAGAGCUCCACAACCAAUGGAGGAAGGGUAGGAUUCUACAAUUCUAUUGUUCUCAGAAUUGGUGACUUCUGUGGUGAAGAAUUAUUGACAUGGGCCUUGAUGCCAAACUCUACACUCAAUCUUCCAUUAUCAACUAGAACAGUCAGGUCCAUUACUGAAGUUGAGGCCUUCGCACUUCGAGCUGAAGACCUUAAGUUUGUUGCAGGCCAAUUUAAGCGCCUUAAUAGCAAGAAACUCCAGCAUGCUUUCAGAUACUACUCUCACCAGUGGAGGGCUUGGGGAGCUUACUUUAUACAAAUUGCAUGGAGACGCUAUUUAAAGAGAAAGGAGGCGAUGGAGUUGGCUAUGGAGGAGGGCUUAUUUGAAGAUGAGUAUUACAGUGAUGAAACUCCUGAAGAAAGUAAUGAAGAUAGUGGUUCUGCUGCCGAGAGGACAUCAUCAGUGGAGGGUAGUGCAGUCAAUGCCACUCUUACUGGUAGAGUACUUAGUGGUAGAGUACUUUCUUCUAGAUUAAGUAGCACAAGAAGGCUUAGCAAUAGGUUUUCAGAUUAUGACCCUGAUGGAUCUACCUUAAAAAUGCCCAAAAUGUUUAAGCCUCAGGAUCCUGAUUUCUCUAAAGACCAAUCUGGUAAAAUUCCUCUGAGCUUGAUUGUCACUUGUGGUGGGUAG